Arthroderma uncinatum is the source of this 5736-nucleotide messenger RNA. RefSeq names its product 1,3-beta-glucan synthase component. Gene Ontology annotation, biological process: (1->3)-beta-D-glucan biosynthetic process; fungal-type cell wall polysaccharide biosynthetic process. Gene Ontology annotation, molecular function: 1,3-beta-D-glucan synthase activity. The record is from RefSeq and is a predicted model, not a curated record. Gene Ontology annotation, cellular component: plasma membrane; 1,3-beta-D-glucan synthase complex. The transcript has 3 exons. The coding region runs from base 1 to 5736 and encodes 1911 amino acids. Lineage: Eukaryota; Fungi; Ascomycota; Eurotiomycetes; Onygenales; Arthrodermataceae.
AUGUCCGCUCAUCCGCACCCGCAGGGUGCCCAGCAGGACCACUAUGAUGAUGGCUACAACGGACAGGGCCACGGCGAUGCCUACUACCAGGAUCAGCAAGGAGGAGCAUACUACGACCAGUAUGACUACCCCCAGGGCGGCCAGCACCCGCCGCAGGGAGAUGGCUACUAUGACAGGGCUGGAGAUUCUCAGCACUACCCGCAAGACGGGUACUAUGACAACAACAACCAGCAGCAGUACUACCAGGACGACUACUAUGACAACCAGUACUACGACAAUGGAGCCGGAGACCCCAACCAGCCCCGUGGCAGACGCCGGCCUCACGACUCAGAGGAGGACUCGGAGUCGUUCAGUGACUUCACCAUGAGAUCUGACGCUCGUGGAGGUGACGAAUACUACGGCCGUGGAGACGAACGGUACAACAGCUACAGCGAGAGCCAGAUGGGAGGACGAGGAUACCGACCACCGUCCUCUCAAAUCUCUUAUGGCAACCGGUCUUCCGGAGCAGCCACCCCGAUCUAUGGAACUGAUGCUCUCCCCAUGGGUACCCGAUCCCGCGAGCCAUAUCCUGCGUGGACCUCUGAUGCUCAGAUCCCGCUCUCCAAGGAAGAAAUCGAGGAGAUCUUCUUGGACUUGGUGAACAAGUUUGGCUUCCAACGUGACAGCAUGCGUAACAUGUAUGAUCACUUCAUGGUGCAGCUCGACUCUCGAGCCUCACGUAUGACUCCCAACCAGGCUUUGCUUUCCCUCCACGCCGACUACAUUGGUGGUGAGAAUGCCAACUACCGACGCUGGUACUUUGCCGCCCAUCUCGACCUCGACGAUGCUGUUGGAUUUGCCAACAUGAAGCUUGGAAAGGCCAAUAGACGCACCCGCAAGGCCAGAAAGGCUGCCAAGAAGAAGGCCGGCGAGGAGCAAAAGGACGAGGCAGAGACCUUGGAAGCACUAGAGGGCGACAACAGCCUGGAAGCCGCUGAAUACAGAUGGAAGACUAGAAUGAACCGCAUGUCUCAGCACGACAGAGCUCGCCAGGUUGCCUUGUACCUGCUGUGUUGGGGUGAAGCUAACCAAACCCGAUUCAUGCCUGAGUGUCUUUGCUUCAUCUUCAAGUGUGCCGAUGACUACCUGGGCUCCCCUGAAUGCCAAAACCGAGUUGAGCCAGUGCCCGAGUUCACCUAUCUCAACGACAUUAUCACCCCCUUGUACCAGUACUGCCGUGACCAAGGUUACGAGAUUUACGAGGGCAAGUACGUCCGUCGUGAACGUGACCACAAUAAGAUUAUCGGUUACGACGACUGCAACCAGCUCUUCUGGUAUCCAGAGGGUAUCGAGCGCAUCGUGUUUGAAGACAAGACCCGCUUGGUUGACAUUCCACCAGCCGAGCGAUGGAACAAGCUCAAGGACGUCGCCUGGAAAAAGGUGUUCUUCAAGACCUACAAGGAAACCCGCUCCUGGUUCCAUAUGAUUGUCAACUUCAACCGUAUCUGGAUCAUUCACGUUACUGCUUUCUGGUUCUAUACCGCUUUCAACUCUCAAACGCUCUAUACCAAAAACUAUCAGCAACGAGUGGACAAUCGACCACCUGCUGCUGCCAUCUGGUCGGCGGUGGGUCUAGGUGGUGCCAUUGCUUCAUUUAUCAACAUCUGGGCCACCAUUGCUGAAUGGUGUUAUGUUCCUCGUCAGUGGGCCGGAGCACAGCAUUUGACAAAACGACUUUUCUUCCUGCUCGCAGUGUUCGCGGUAAAUCUUGGACCCAGUGUAUACGUGUUCUUCAUCAGCUCGAACUUGGAGAAAGACAAGAUCGCCCUCGCUCUCGGAAUUGCUCAAUUUUUCAUCGCCUUGGUAACCUUCAUCUUCUUCUCGGUCAUGCCACUUGGUGGUCUUUUCGGUAGUUACCUCAAACGAAACUCCCGUCAGUACGUGGCCAGUCAAACAUUCACUGCCAGCUACCCUCGACUCAAGGGUAAUGAUAGGUGGAUGUCCUAUGGUCUUUGGGUUUGCGUCUUCGGGGCCAAACUUGGCGAGUCCUAUGUCUUCCUGACUCUUUCGUUGAAAGAUCCGAUCCGCAUUCUAGCCAACACGAAGAUCAGUGUCUGCCAGGGUGAUGUGAUUUUGAAGGAUUUGCUUUGCAAGUUCCAACCACAAAUUCUCCUUGGACUUAUGUUCUUCACCGAUCUGGUCCUCUUCUUCUUGGAUACAUAUCUGUGGUAUAUUAUCUUGAACGCCAUCUUCUCAGUCGCCAGAUCCUUCUACCUCGGUGUAUCGAUCUGGACACCAUGGAGAAACAUUUUCUCUCGACUGCCCAAGCGUAUCUACUCCAAGGUCCUCGCCACAACUGACAUGGAAAUCAAAUAUAAGCCAAAGGUUCUUAUUUCCCAAGUGUGGAAUGCCGUCGUUAUCUCCAUGUACCGUGAGCAUCUCCUUGCCAUCGACCACGUUCAGAAGCUGCUGUACCACCAAGUCCCAUCCGAGCAGGAAGGGAAGCGAACUCUCCGGGCUCCAACCUUCUUCGUUUCUCAGGAAGAUCACUCUUUCAAGACCGAGUUUUUCCCACCUCUUAGUGAAGCUGAACGUCGUAUAUCUUUCUUCGCUCAGUCUCUGUCCACUCCCAUCCCAGAACCAGUACCAGUCGACAACAUGCCAACGUUCACUGUUUUGAUCCCACAUUACGGCGAGAAGAUCCUUUUGUCUCUGCGAGAGAUUAUCCGUGAAGAUGAACCUUACUCUCGUGUUACUCUGUUGGAGUACCUUAAACAGCUGCACCCCCAUGAAUGGGAUUGUUUCGUUAAGGACACAAAGAUCUUGGCUGAUGAGACCUCUCAAUUCAACGGUGACGACGAAAAGAACGCAAAGGAUGCGCAGAAGAGCAAGAUCAAUGACCUCCCGUUCUACUGUAUCGGUUUCAAGUCUGCGGCUCCUGAAUAUACCCUUCGCACGCGUAUUUGGGCUUCUCUCCGCUCUCAAACUCUAUACCGUACCAUCUCUGGAUUUAUGAACUACAGCCGUGCCAUCAAACUUCUAUACCGUGUUGAGAAUCCUGAAGUCGUGCAAAUGUUCGGCGGCAACUCUGACAAAUUGGAACGUGAAUUGGAGCGCAUGGCUCGCCGCAAGUUCAAGAUCUGUGUUUCCAUGCAGCGAUUCGCCAAAUUCAACAAGGAAGAACGUGAAAAUACCGAAUUUUUGCUUCGCGCUUACCCGGACCUUCAGAUCGCCUAUCUGGACGAAGAACCUCCAGCCAACGAAGGCGAGGAACCAAGACUAUUCUCUGCUUUGAUUGAUGGGCACUCUGAGAUUUUGGAGAACGGACUUCGACGACCCAAGUUCAGAGUUCAGCUUUCCGGUAACCCCAUUCUUGGAGACGGAAAAUCUGAUAACCAGAACCACGCUAUCAUUUUCUACCGCGGUGAAUAUAUCCAGCUUAUCGACGCCAAUCAGGACAACUACCUCGAAGAAUGCUUGAAGAUCCGAAGUGUGCUCGCUGAGUUUGAGGAAAUGACUACUGAGAAUAUCUCCCCAUACACCCCAGGACUGCCACCAAUGAAUUUCGACCCCGUUGCCAUUCUUGGAGCUCGUGAAUAUAUUUUCUCUGAAAACAUUGGUAUCCUCGGUGACGUUGCUGCUGGAAAGGAACAAACGUUCGGUACUCUCUUCGCUCGUACUCUUGCACAGAUUGGUGGCAAGCUGCAUUAUGGACAUCCUGAUUUCUUGAACGCCAUUUUCAUGAAUACCCGUGGUGGUGUUUCUAAGGCUCAAAAGGGUCUACAUCUUAACGAGGAUAUUUACGCUGGUAUGAAUGCCUUACUCCGUGGUGGUCGCAUCAAGCACUGCGAAUACUACCAGUGCGGUAAAGGUCGUGAUCUCGGAUUUGGCUCCAUUCUUAACUUCACUACGAAAAUUGGUACUGGAAUGGGUGAACAAAUGUUGUCUCGCGAAUACUACUACCUGGGAACUCAAUUGCCACUCGAUAGGUUCUUGUCCUUCUUCUACGCCCAUCCUGGUUUCCACAUCAACAACAUCUUUAUCAUUUUGUCUGUGCAGCUGUUCAUGAUCUGUCUUAUCAAUCUUGGAGCCUUGAAACAUGAAACCAUUCUGUGUAUCGUCAAGAAAGGUGUUCCAAUCACCGAUCCACUGCUGCCAACCGGAUGCGCGGACCUUAACCCCAUCAAAGACUGGGUCAACCGUUGUAUCUUGUCUAUUUGCAUCGUUUUCCUGCUGUCCUUCCUUCCCCUCGUUGUCCAAGAAUUGACAGAGAGAGGUUUCUGGCGAGCGGCUACCCGUUUAGCUAAACAUUUUGGAUCCUUUUCGCCUCUCUUCGAGGUCUUCGUUUGUCAGAUCUACGCCAACUCUCUGCAUAACAACUUGUCCUUCGGUGGCGCUCGAUAUAUCGGUACUGGUCGUGGUUUUGCUACUGCUCGUAUUCCAUUUGGCAUCCUCUACUCGCGAUUCGCUGGCCCGUCCAUCUACCUAGGCGCACGGUCACUUAUGAUGCUUCUAUUUGCAACUGCGACAGUUUGGUUACCUGGUCUAUUAUACUUCUGGGUAUCCCUCCUGGCUCUCUGCAUCUCGCCCUUCCUGUUCAACCCUCACCAGUUCUCUUGGAACGAUUUCUUCAUUGAUUAUCGUGACUAUUUGAGAUGGCUGUCCCGCGGUAACUCGCGCUCCCACGCCUCUUCCUGGAUCGCUUACUGCCGCCUCUCACGUACCCGAAUCACUGGUUACAAGCGUAAAAUCCUUGGUUCCCCAUCCGAGAAACUAUCCGGUGAUAUUCCACGAGCCCAUUUCACGAAUAUUUUCUUCAGCGAGAUCGUCGGUCCAUUGGUCCUGGUUGCUGUGACCCUGAUUCCAUACCUUUUCAUCAACGCACAGACGGGUGUCACCGCCGAUAAAAACCCUGAUGUUAAGAUUAAACCGACCAAUUCUCUCAUCCGGGUUGGUCUUGUUGCUCUGGGUCCAAUCGCACUCAAUGCAGGUGUCUGUCUUGGAAUGUUUGCCAUGGCAUGUUGUAUGGGCCCGGUUCUCAGCAUGUGUUGCAAGAAAUUCGGUGCCGUCCUCGCUGCCAUUGCUCACGCAUUCGCAGUUGUUGGUCUCUUGAUCUUCUUUGAAGUGAUGUUCUUCCUUGAGGGCUUCUCCUUCAGCCGAACUCUGGCGGGAAUGAUUGCUGUCACUGCAAUUCAACGAUUCGUCUUCAAGCUUAUCAUUGGCCUAGCCCUGACCAGAGAGUUCCGACAAGACGAUGCCAACAUCGCCUGGUGGACAGGUAAAUGGUAUGGCAUGGGAUGGCAUUCUAUGUCUCAGCCUGGUCGUGAAUUCCUCUGUAAAAUCACCGAGCUCGGCAUGUUUGCCGCGGAUUUCAUCCUUGGCCAUGUUAUAUUGAUACUCAUGCUUCCAGCCUUGUGCAUCCCAUAUGUUGACAAGGGUCAUUCAGUCAUUUUGUUCUGGCUAAGACCAAGUCGCCAAAUUCGUCCUCCAAUCUAUUCCCUGAAGCAGUCGAAACUCCGCAAACGCCGUGUCAUCCGCUUUGCCAUCCUAUACUUUGCCAUGUUCUUCCUCUUCGCGCUUGUUAUCGCCGGUCCGCUAAUUAUCAAGACCCUCAAGUUGAACUUGCCAAAGGACCUCCCACUGCAGUUGUUGCAGCCCACUGGCCUGAACAAUAACGACACCAGUAGUUCUAUCACUGGCGGUCCUUUGCCUGGCCAGGCUGAAAGCACCGAUAACGCGAAGCUCUUCAGAUUCUAA